AUGAGAGACCUUGGCGCACGCUUGCUGGACGGCGAGCCGCCACUAUUUGUGAUCUGCAUGGCGCAGGAAGGGAGAACUAGAGGCACGUUCUUCAGACAGCAUGCCGGGGAAGCUCGCUCACCUCCUUGCUGCUCACCACGCUCUAUAGCGGCGUACACGGGAUACCUUCGGACAGGAACGCAGCGACAGCCUGUCCCUACGCAAUGGACGGGAUCAGGCCGCAUCCACCCGUCUGCCAGUCCAAAGGAACAAACAGGGCGGCUAGACGUUCGACGAGCUAUGGGUCAACUAUCUGCAUCGCUUGGCCGCUCGCCGUCAACGCAGAAGAUAAUGCGGAAAUUGUGGUUGGCCAUUAAGUUCAACAUCACGUGCCGCGCUGGAAGCCCGACGGAAUUGAAGUCGGCAUUCGGAAGGUCAACUGAGCGCUGGACGACCGCCUGA
This is a messenger RNA of Schizophyllum commune H4-8, 441 nucleotides long. RefSeq lists its product as uncharacterized. Bases 1 to 441 code for a protein of 146 amino acids. The transcript has a single exon. Lineage: Eukaryota; Fungi; Basidiomycota; Agaricomycetes; Agaricales; Schizophyllaceae. The record is from RefSeq and is a predicted model, not a curated record.